Molecule: messenger RNA, 5609 nt
Organism: Pristis pectinata (smalltooth sawfish)
Lineage: Eukaryota; Metazoa; Chordata; Chondrichthyes; Rhinopristiformes; Pristidae
Gene: fosb
Product: FBJ murine osteosarcoma viral oncogene homolog B
Exons: 4
Coding region: 309-1280 (323 amino acids)
Biological process (GO): regulation of transcription by RNA polymerase II
Cellular component (GO): nucleus
Molecular function (GO): RNA polymerase II cis-regulatory region sequence-specific DNA binding; DNA-binding transcription factor activity, RNA polymerase II-specific
Source: RefSeq, a predicted model, not a curated record
UUAGCAGCUCGGUCGUCGGCGGCUUCACUUCUGACGGUUUCGGACUCGCUGCUCCUUUUGUUUCGUGCGGAAUUGGACCAUUUUCUCGAUCUGGCAGGCUACUAUUCUAAUGAGCCUGACGUCAGAGGAAUACAUUGGUAUAAAAAGGCAGACAGAGGAAUUGGUUCAUUCAUAAAGAGUGCGGCGCAACCGAGGAGGGGCGGACAGGCGCUACUACACCACACGGUUUUUGGAAUAGCUGUUCAUUGACAAACGGGAAACUGGAUUCAAGGGGAGACAAAUCGUGGCUCGUCAGCGACUGGGAGGACAUGUACCAGGGAUUCUCAGGCGACUUCGACUCGGCUUCUCGCUGUAGUUCUUCCCCGUCGGAACCUCAGUACCUGUCAUCCGUGGAUUCCUUCAGUCAGAGUAUAGGCAGUCCCACCACUGCAGCCCAGGAGUGUACCACGGGCGUUGGGGAGAUGCCGGGAUCCUUUGUACCAACCCUGACCGCCAUCACCACCAGCCAGGAUCUUCAAUGGAUGGUUCAACCGACUGUCAUUUCCUCAGUGGCUCAGACUCAGACCCAAUCUCACCUUCCCCCCAUGGCUCAACCCUCCAUGGAUCCAUAUAACCUCCCCGGGACCAGCUAUUCCACCCCAGCUAUGUGCUCAUACAGCACCGGAGAGCCAUCAAAACCCACCCGAGCCAGUCGCUCUCGGAGGGCACGUGAUGAAACGCUCACCGCCGAGGAAGAGGAGAAGCGCCGCGUCCGCCGGGAGAGGAACAAACUGGCCGCCGCCAAAUGUCGGAACCGCCGCCGGGAGCUGACCGACCGCCUGCAGACCGAGACGGACCAGCUGGAGGAGGAGAAAGCCGAGCUUCAGUCUCAGAUCGCCGAGCUGCACAAAGAGAAAGAGCGGCUGGAGUUCGUGCUGGUCGCUCACAAGCCAGCCUGCAAGAUCCCGUUCCAGGACCCUCUCAGCCCGCAGCCCAGCGCUGCCAGUGCCGAGGUGAGCUCUCUGGGAUUGCCUAUUACCCUGGAUGGGAAGGAGCCCCCAUUGACCGGGAGCUACCCGUCGGGCUAUCAGCUGCCGGCGGAGGUACCGUUCAGUAGCCCCUUCUAUCCGCCUUGUGAGACUGUCCAGUCCUUUUUGAAUACUAGCCCCAACGCCUCAUACACGUCUUCAUUUGUGUUCACCUACCCAGAGGGAAGCAGUUGCGGCCUCGUCCACCAGCGGAACAGCAGCAGUGACCAAUCCUCGGACUCUUUGAACUCGCCAUCGCUGCUGGCUCUCUAAUCUGCUUUCACCUCACUUCACUCCCCAGCGCCCCGGGGCUGCUUUAAACCCCCCCCACCCCCCCCCCCCCCCCCGAGGCCCGUCCUCCCCCAGCAGCCCGGGAUACCCGGGGGGAGGGUGGGGUGGGGGAAGGAGGGAGGGAGAGGGGAUUGGGGCGGGCUCUGGAGGAAGGGGGUGAAAUCGCCUGCCUGCCUCGUUCUUUGUUCGCCUUGCCCCCCCCCCCCCAACCCUCUCUCUGUCCACCUCGCUGCCCCCGGGGAGGAGGGGAGAGGAUGGGGGGUGGGGGGGUCAAAGCGUCAUGAACAACACCCCACCACCCACACACACACACACACACACACACACACACACACACACACUGCCAAAUAGCUCCUCUUUGCCACUCCAAAAUAUAAAAAGGUGGCGGAGAGGAGCAACCAGCGUGGCGGAGCCAGUCAAGCGUGCUUUGCAUUUCCGAAGCUGCACUGUUACUACACCAAGGCGCUCCCGAAUGUACUGUCACCCAGAACCCUGACCCAGCGAAUGUCUUGCUGACGGAGUGUUGCCCUCGAUACCCUCUCUGCAUUAGUCGGCUGUACCCGAGAGGGUGUUUGCAACCCCUCCCUGAUGUAAAGACGGACUGAGCUGUUUCACUGACGGUGGAACUAAGGGGGGCAAUUCUGCUUUGAACGUUCCACCGCUUCGCCGGGGACCUGCUCUCUCUAACAUACUGUGAAUCCAGACAUUUUGUGAAAUAAUGACAUGUUUUAUUGUGUGUGUGUGUGUGUGUGGCUGAGAGGGGAGAGGGGCGAUGUACUUUCUUCAUUGUAAGGGAAAUGCUCCCCUUCCAAUUGAACAAGAUGUGAAGUUUUAUAUUUUUAGACUAGUUUUAAUCUAUCUGGACCUUCGGGAAGCCAAAAGCAGAAAAGAAGGGGGUGGGGAGGUAAUCACUGGUUUUAUAUCCCGCCUGGUUAUUAAACUCUGUAAGGGACAGGCAAAUCAGUAGGCAUGUAAAACCGGCCCAAUCACCUGGGAUUUUUGAGUUAAAGUCUCUUCCCUCUUCCUACCACCCCCCCCCCCCCACCCCGUCCCCUUCAGAUGGGAUGGGGUUUGCAGCUGUGACCUGGCAUUUUCACAAGCCCUCGCCCCGAGAAAUGCUCCAUCCUUGCCGCGAAGUCUGCCUCUCCCAACAGGCGCCGCUAGGUUGGCGAGGUAAAGAUUCAAUCGGAUCACUUCUUCCGCCCCCCCCCCCCACCUUGUUCUCCCGAAACGGCCCUCUUCCUCUGAACAUCUCAGUGCAUGGCCAAGAAACUGACUUUUGUGGUGCCCCUGCAGUCGAAUAGCCGCCCCACCACAAGGGGUGCCUUGGUGGGAGCGCCUUCGGGAGGGGCAGGGGCGGAGAGAUUUGAGGGGGAAACCAAUCCGGGCAGAAGUUAUACAGUAACAACACUGCCAGUUCUGUAAGAAUGAGGGAGGAAACACCUUUCUAUUGUCAUAUCUGGGGCACAGGGUUUGUCCUUCAACAGCAACGCCCAAGUCAGGUGGCAGAGGUCUCCCUUUCCAGAACCAGAGACGGCCCCUUCCAGGUAGAAUCUGGCCCUGCCUCUUUGGCACACCAACUCCCCCCCCCCCGCCCCCCUCCCCACCCCAACCCUACCCCACCCUACUGUGGCUCACCUAGACCUGGUCACCCAUAUCAACUCUGGCCACCAGCCCAGACUGGUGUAAAAGCUUUGUUUGACUUUAAACCACUGAGAUGGGAGGUGAGAGGAGGAAAGUGCACCUGAUAUUUCUGUGCAAUGCAGGAGGUUUGCUCCCUUUAACUAUUGUGCUGAAUGCAGAAUAUCACAUCUAAGUUAUUGUAUUUUAAUCAAUAUUUAAUGUAAUUUGCAAAACAGGUAAACAUUAUGUCAAACUGGCUGACUACAAUGAUGUAUUUAAGCUUUUGCAAUGAUCUAAUGAAUAGCCAACAGUUCUAGCCUGUGUUCACAUCUUACUUGACAUUCCUAAAGCUGUGUGUCAAUGCAAACUCAAACCUUGGGUCGCUACUGAGCUUAUCCUGGUUCAAGCAACUGUAAUCGGACAUGGUGGGGAAAGGGGCGAGGUCCAUGGGGGGGGGGGGGGGUGUUUGUGUCUGUGUGUGUGUGUGUAGAGGGGGUGGGAGAGGAAAUGCUGCUCACCCUGUCCACAGAGGAUCAGGCGCUUGACUUGAAAUGAAGUUUGCGACCCAAAGCCCUGCCCUCCUCCCCUGGCGGAGUUGCUGGCUUAGACUGAACUGCAGUUGGGAAUGGCUACAUCCCCCCUCAGGAGCAGAGAAGCAGUGAGAUGAUCACUGCUCCAGUCUCCCAUGGGCUUAGCUGGUACCUCCCUUCCUGUAUGAAGGAUAAUGCAUCUCCCACCAAUUGGCAGCCUUGCUACAGCAGGCUCCAUUUUAUACUUUUUAUAUUUUAAUAUUUAUUUUUUUAUUUCUAUAUGUACUUUUAAAACAUGCAACAUUUUCUUUGCAAAAAAAAGACCAGAUUGAAUUCAGGACUAACUGUACAAAAUGUCUGGAGCCAUAAACAAUUUACUGACUUGUAAACAGAUUCCUAAAAGGGGAACAAUUAAAAUCAGUCCUGCUGUGUGUCAGACUAUAGGAUACAAAAACUACUGACCCCCGCCCCUUGUUCCUUUUCCUUUGUAUGUAGUCUUGGUGUGGGAAACAAUCUGCUUCAAACUGCCACUGCUUAUCAAGUGUUAGUCCAUCAAUAGUGUCUAGUUUUUAAGCUCUAGUUACUUAAAGCUUUUAAAAAAAAAUGUUAAAAUUUAUGUCAAAAAACUGCAUGGAGACCAGCUACAACAUUUCAAAACCAGAUCUGUUAUUUACUGUGACACGGGAUUAACUCAGACUGUGUUACCGCAGACGAUUGUAUACUGUAUGUUCCUGUGUCUGUACUAUGACAAUGUUCAUGGUUGUUUAUCAAAAAAUUAUAUUGUAAUUAUUUCAAAAAUAUUGAAAUCUAUUUCUGAAUUUGUGACUGUAGAGUUGUGUGUAUAUAUUGUGGCAUUGCAAUAGGCUUUAAGCCAGAUUUGAGAGUAGAAAUUGUUGAAGAGUGGUUCCCUCACCCAGUUUGGGAAUACAAUUGUUAGCCCCACUCCUGGUACUCAAACUGUAAUGCUCAACCUGUACCACUGCCACCUCUCCACCACACAUCAACCCAGUAAUACUACUGACCACUGCUUGAGUCAUUGAAUGUAUUGAAGGCCAAGAUGGACAAGUAUUUGGUCUGUAGGAGGGUUGAAGGUCGUGGGGAACAGGGGACAAUGCCAAGAUUGGAUCAGCCCCGAUCUCUAUGAACAGUGGAGCAGGCUUGGAAGGUCUGAACAGCCUCCUCCUGCUCCCAUUUCUUGUGCUUGCCAAGGUGUGCCCCGUCACCCAAGGCCUGGACAGAUCCACUGCCAGAUUCAGGAUGUGGUGCUGACAUUGUGGUUCCACUGAGGGGAGCGGCAGUUUCCAGUGGUACAAUCUACUGCCUGUUCUAAGGGGCUUUGGAAGGAAAUUAAUGCCCUCUUCGCUGGAGAGGAUCCCAAAGCAUUGGGUGGGGAGGGGGGGAGAAUAAGUGGACCUUUUUUAUAUGCAACCAUUCACAUGGGGAUCAGGGUUGUUCUAAUUUUUACUCUCAAAUGUGUCACAACUCUGGGAGAUCGACACAGCCCUGUGCGUUCCUUCUCUCCAGCUUGUGUUGCCGUCGGUGGGAUCAGCAUAACCUGCUGGAUGCCUGGGCAUGACUUAAUUAAACCAAUUCAGUCAGGACCAUUCACUGUACCUCCGUCUCCAACCCAAGCAUUCCACAGUUUCUGGAUGGGGUGGAGGUGGGGACAACACUUUAAGUGAAACUGAUAUUGAGCCACACUUUAAAAUCUUGAACGAUUAGUCAUUCUCUCCAUCUUAAGGACUUCAACCUCCUUGUGUCUGUCUUUCCCCUUCUCGAGUGUAUUUCUGUGCAUCUCUUUCUCUCCUGCUCCAUCUUCCUCUGCCUUAUUCUGCCUCCCUCCUGUCUCUGCAGUUCCCUGUGUGUGUGUGCGCCUCUGUUCUUCAACACCUGCUCUCCCUCUCUCUGCCUCUCUGUGUGUCCAUGACUUUGAUUUCCACCCCCCCCCCACUUCCUCAUUUUCUGACCAUUACCCUGACAUGCCCUCGAUCCACCAGAGUUCAAUGCACUUUGUGAAAUUAAGGUUUAUUUUGAUAUUUAUAAAUAUUUUGCUCCCUGUUACACAGUGAAAUCUGAGUUUGUUGCAUCAAUAAUCUGCAUGAAAACUGAAAUUUGCAAUGUUUUACUAUGUGUUAAUAAAGGAACCAUUGAUGCUAAA